CCACAUGCUUCCGGCGUGAUUGUCGAGGAAAGCAAAGCUACCGGUAAUUUGGCAUAUUUCAGUACAAUUUUGUCUCAAUCACGUAUUGAUGUACUAGAUUCAACAACUAAUAUUCAAAUCUCAUUGUAUACCAGUUCACAGGGAUCAUAAUUUCAGAUUAGAUGUAAAACAAAAGUGGAGAAGAAAUUUUUCAAGAUCAAAAAAUGCCUAAGAAAGGAAAAGGAAAAUCUAAAGAAGAGGAACUUUGGAAUGGUGAUGAGGAGGAAAAUGCGUUAGAGGAAAAGAUGAAGAAAUUAGCAACAGACGAUGGAGCGGCUGGUAAAGACAAAAAGAAAAAGAAGAAGUCAAAGCUUGCACAGCUGGCCGAGUUAAUGGCAGCGGAGGAUAAUGAAGAGGAAAAAGAAGAAGAGGAGGAACCUGUUCAGCCAGUAGGAAAGGAUAAAAGUAAAACUAAAACCAACAAAGCGAACAAGAAGGGGGAGGUGAAGUUUGAUUACUAUGAAUCCGAGGAAGAAACACAGAAUAAUGAGGAGGAGGAGGAGGAAAAAGAGGAGGCAGUCGUGGAGGAAAACAAACCUAAAUUGAGUAAAAAGGAGCUGAAAAAACUCAAGAAGCAGGCAGAGUACCAGAAGCAGCUGGAGAGUAUGGAAUCAGGCGGAGUGGAAAACUUCACAGUAUCCCAGGCGGAGAAAUCCACUAAGGCUACCGUAUUAGACAGUCAGGAUAUCAAAGUCGAGAAUUUCUCUAUUGCAGCUAAAGGAAAAGAUCUCUUUAUUAAUGCCAGUUUGUACAUCACGGCAGGGAGACGUUAUGGUCUUGUGGGGCCCAAUGGACACGGAAAGACCACACUUCUGAAUCACAUGGCUAAAAAGAUUCUAAACAUUCCGGCAGGUAUCGAUAUUUUGCUCUGCGAACAGGAAAUUGUGGCUGAUGAUACCAAAUCGAUUGAUUCUGUGCUGAAGGCUGACAAAGUGCGCACAGCCUUGCUGGAGGAAGCGAAGAAACUGACAGUUGAAGUGGAGAAAGGGAACUUAAAGAUUAAUGAACGACUUAACGAGGUGUAUGAUGAAUUACGGGCAAUAGGAGCAGACGCGGCAGAACCCAAGGCAAGGCGGAUCCUGGCCGGUCUGGGCUUCACCAAGGAGAUGAUGGAACGGGCCACAAAGAACCUGUCAGGAGGCUGGAGAAUGAGGGUGUCCCUAGCCCGGGCUUUGUUCCUGGAGCCCACACUUCUCAUGCUGGAUGAGCCGACCAACCAUCUUGAUCUCAAUGCUGUCAUCUGGCUCGAUAACUAUCUGCAGGCCUGGAAGAAAACACUGCUUGUGGUUUCUCACGACCAGAGUUUUCUGGAUAAUGUUUGUACAGAUAUUAUUCAUCUGGAUCAACACAAGUUGUUCUAUUACCGAGGAAAUUAUGCGACCUUCAAGAAGAUGUUGAAACAGAAGAGGAAAGAACAGGCCAAAGCAUAUGAGAAACAGGAAAAGAUGCUGAGAGAUAUGAAGGCUUCAGGAAAGUCUACCAAAGUCGCAGAACAAAAACAGAAAGAGGCCCUGACCAGAAAACAGGAGAAAAACAGAAACAAGAAAAUGCAGACGGCUGUAGAAGAAGAGAAUAAGCCCACGGAAUUGUUACAGAAGCCAAAAGACUACGUUGUCAAGUUCCAUUUCCCUAACCCCACUCCACUAAAUCCGCCUAUUUUGGGUCUGAAUAAUGUGACAUUCGCAUACGGAAAUAACUCACCCCUGUUUGUGAAGCUAGAUUUUGGUAUUGACAUGACCUCACGAGUGGCCAUUGUGGGUCCUAAUGGUGUGGGAAAGUCCACGUUCUUGAAACUCCUUGUGGCAGACUUAGAGCCACAGAAAGGCGAAGCAAUAAAAAAUCACAGACUGAGGAUUGGAAAAUAUGACCAGCAUUCAGCCGAUCAACUGAACAUGGACGAGACACCGUGUGAGUAUUUACAAAGACUGUUCAACAUACCAUAUCAGGAUUCCAGAAAAAUGCUGGGAAAAUUCGGACUUGCCAGUCAUGCCCACACCAUCAAAAUCCGAGACCUCUCCGGCGGACAAAAAUCACGUGUGGCUCUGGCCGACCUCUCAUGUCGCGCGGCAGAUGUGUUAAUUCUCGAUGAACCAACCAACAAUCUGGACAUAGAAUCGAUUGACGCUCUCGCUGAUGCGAUAAAUGAGUACAAGGGGGGAGUGAUUAUUGUGUCUCAUGAUCAGCGAUUGAUUCGAGAAACAGACUGUACAUUGUGGGUGGUGGAGGAUCAAACUAUUAAUGAGGUGGAUGGAGGAUUUGAUGAUUACAGACGAGAGCUCCUGGAAUCUCUAGGAGAGGAAGUGAUGAUAUCUCAGCCUACAGAUAUUGAUCAAUGACACUAUUAAGAUAUUGUUUAUACAUAUAUAUAAGUAUGUAGUUUGGAAUGGCGAGCAUUGGUUGCUUUAAGUGCAAUGUCUGGUUAAAAAUCACUGUAAUCUUACAAGUUACAUACACUUUUAAUUGCUCCUUUUAUUUUUAGGGAAAGGAUUCAAAUUAUUUAUUGGCAUUAUUGAUAAUUAUGGAAAAUUACGUACUAAUUUUAUGAUCUGAAAAUUUUAUAUGAUAAUGAUCAAAAUAAUUUUUUAUGAUGUUGAAAUCUUUAAAUGCUUGGAUAUACUGAAAUUGUAAUAAAUGUAUAAAAUCACUGAAACAGGAGUGAGCAAAGUACUACUAUAAAAAUAACUAGUGGUACUACAGGGCCACAUGCUGUUCAGACAGAGACUGUUACAUGUACAAAAGUGAAAUAUGUGUUUUAGAAGUGAAAUCUGUUUUCAGAAAUAAGGUAAAAUCUGUUAAUCUAUUUUGAAAUUUGAGAAAUUGUUUUUAUCAUAUUUUUGGAAAUAUCAAUUUGAUAUUAAUGUUUUGAUCAUGUUCUUGGGAGAUAUUUAAGUGAAAUAAAGCCAUAAACAAUGAGAA
Molecule: messenger RNA, 2955 nt
Organism: Ostrea edulis (European flat oyster)
Lineage: Eukaryota; Metazoa; Mollusca; Bivalvia; Ostreida; Ostreidae
Product: ATP-binding cassette sub-family F member 1-like
Exons: 4
Coding region: 204-2375 (723 amino acids)
Molecular function (GO): ATP hydrolysis activity; ATP binding
Source: RefSeq, a predicted model, not a curated record